Adineta ricciae is the source of this 510-nucleotide messenger RNA. The record is from the annotation of a GenBank genome assembly. NCBI's taxonomy places the organism in Eukaryota, Metazoa, Rotifera, Eurotatoria, Adinetida, Adinetidae.
AUGGUCCGUUAUUCACGAACUGUUGAAAAUCCAGCAAAAUCAUGCAAAACGCGUGGCGCGUAUUUACGUGUUCACUUCAAGAACACACGUGAAACAGCCAACAACUUGAGACGUAUGACUUUACGACGUGCAACUCGUUAUUUGAAGAAUGUUGUAAACAAAAAGGAAAUUGUUCCAUUCAAACGUUAUAACGGUGGUGUCAGCCGCAAGGCUCAAGCCAAAGUCUUCAAAAAUGCUGAAUCGAACGCUGAUGUUAAAGGUCUUGAUGUUGAUCAUCUUGUCAUCGAUCAUAUUCAAGUGAAUCGCGCACCUAAGAUCCGCCGUCGAACAUACCGUGCCCAUGGUCGUAUUAAUCCUUAUCAAUCAUCGCCAUGCCACAUCGAAAUCAUCUUGAGCGAAAAAGAAAAUGUCUUAACACGUAACGGUGGUGCAGUUGAAGAUGAACCAGCAGCGAAAAAGAAAGAAUCAAAGAAGAAACUUAAACGACAAAAGAUGCAAAACCGAGAAUAA